AUGGCUUCCAAGUUUCUCAGAGAAUACAAGCUGGUCGUAGUUGGUGGUGGCGGCGUCGGUAAAUCUUGUUUGACUAUCCAGUUGAUCCAGAGCCACUUUGUCGACGAAUAUGACCCGACGAUCGAAGAUUCCUUACCGCAAGCAGCAGAGCUUGAGGAAAUCACGACAUUCCAGCAACAGAUCCUGCGCGUGAAAGACAAGGACUACUUCCCCAUGGUCGUUGUCGGCAACAAGUGCGAUCUCGAAGGCGAGCGCGAAGUCACGAGGCAGGAGGGCGAGGCACUCGCCAAGUCGUUCGGCUGCAAGUUCAUCGAGACAUCGGCAAAGUCCCGGAUCAAUGUCGACAAGGCGUUUUACGACAUUGUGCGCGAGAUUCGACGAUACAACCGCGAGAUGCAGGGAUACUCAACCGGCAGUGGUGGCAACUCUGGCACCAACGGGCCGCCGAAGCCCAUGGAUAUGGACAAUGGCGAACAGGAGGCAGGCUGCUGCGCGAAGUGCGUGCUAAUGUAA
This is a messenger RNA of Verticillium alfalfae VaMs.102, 513 nucleotides long. Its product is annotated as ras-1. The coding region runs from base 1 to 513 and encodes 170 amino acids. The transcript is spliced from 5 exons. Gene Ontology annotation, cellular component: plasma membrane. The record is from RefSeq and is a predicted model, not a curated record. Gene Ontology annotation, biological process: signal transduction. Lineage: Eukaryota; Fungi; Ascomycota; Sordariomycetes; Glomerellales; Plectosphaerellaceae. Gene Ontology annotation, molecular function: GTPase activity; GDP binding; GTP binding.